Ziziphus jujuba (common jujube) is the source of this 1653-nucleotide messenger RNA. Its product is annotated as phloretin 4'-O-glucosyltransferase. The record is from RefSeq and is a predicted model, not a curated record. The transcript has a single exon. NCBI's taxonomy places the organism in Eukaryota, Viridiplantae, Streptophyta, Magnoliopsida, Rosales, Rhamnaceae. Gene Ontology annotation, molecular function: UDP-glycosyltransferase activity. The coding region runs from base 100 to 1491 and encodes 463 amino acids.
GCAUAUAUUUUCGACAUUCUGACUUUCAUGUUCAAGCCCAUUAAAAACCCUUCAGUUUUCAAGCACUAGUGUACUAAAUUCGCAGCAUAAUCUAAAGUCAUGUUUAACCCUCCUCGCAUCAUCGUCGUCACAUACCCAGCACAAGGUCAUCUAAACCCUGCCUUACAGUUCUCAAAGAACCUCACUGCCAUUGGAGCUGAAGUUACCUUCUUCACUUCCCUCUCAGCCUACCGACGAAUGAACACACUGUCUUUCCCCAACAGCUUGACUUUCUUCCCAUUCUCAGAUGGCCACGACGACUCUGUCGGUUUCGAUCCCAAAAACAGUCUUGACCACUAUAUGUUUGAAUUAAGCCAUUGCGGUUCUCAAGCUCUCUCGGAUCUCAUCGUCUCCGGUGAAAAGGAAGGUCGACCUUUCUGCUGCGUAGUCUAUACACUUCUCCUUCCAUGGGCAGGAAAGGUCGCGAAGGAACUUCGUGUUCCUUCGGCUCUGCUUUGGAUUCAGGCGGCAACCGUGUUCGAUAUCUACUACUAUUACUUCCAUGGUUAUGAUGGAGUUAUGUCAAACAAUUAUGGUGAUAGUUCAAGUUUGAUAGAGUUACCAGGACUGCCAUUGAAGCUCACAGGCAUUGAUCUUCCUUCCGUAAUGAAUUCCGCAAAUAUUUACACUUUUGCCAUGCCUACAUUGAAAGACCUGUUUGAGAUGCUUGACAAAGAAGGCAACCCAAAAGUGUUUGUUAACACCUUCAACGAUUUGGAGCCCAAGGCAAUCAAAGCAAUCGGUAAGUUCGAUUUGAUCGGGAUUGGACCGUUGAUUCCGUCUGCUUUCUUGGGUGGGAAAGACCCUUCGGAUACUUCAUUUGGUGGUGAUCUUUUGCAGCAUCCAAAGGAUUACUACAUGGAAUGGUUGAGCUCGAAACCAAAAGGGUCUGUAAUUUAUGUAUCAUUUGGAAGCAUGAGUAAGUUAUCAAAGCCACAAAUGGAGGAAAUUGGAAGAGCUUUGUUGGAUAUUAAGCGUCCAUUCUUGUGGGUCAAUAUUGGAGAAGAAGGAGAAGAUGAACUUAGUUGCAGAGAGGAAUUGGAGAAGCUUGGAAUGAUAGUUCCAUGGUGUUCUCAAAUGGAGAUCUUGUCAAAUCCUUCAUUGGGUUGCUUUGUAACGCAUUGCGGGUGGAAUUCCACGUUGGAGAGCUUGGUUUGUGGGAUUCCAAUAGUGGGAUUUCCUCAGUGGUCAGACCAAGGGACAAAUGCAAAGUUGGUAAUGGAGACAUGGAAGAGUGGGGUGAGAGCCAGAGCAAACCAGGACCGGAUUGUUGAAGGUGACGAGAUUAAGAAGUGCUUGGAAUUGGUGAUGGGGGAUGGAGAAAAAGGUGAAGAAAUUAGAAGGAAUGCUAAGAAAUGGAAGGAUUUGGGUAGAGAAGCUGCCAUGGACAAUGGGUCUUCUUACAAGAAUCUCAAGGCUUUUUUAGAUGAGAUAAUUCAGGACAGGAAUUAAUAUAUACUUGCUAAUCCAUUAGUAUUGGCUUCUUCCUUCUUCACUUUCUGUCAUUUGCAAUCUCCAGUAAUAUUUAUUUAUGUAACAAUGUAAUUUCUUUUUCUUUUUUUGAAGUUUUAAGUUUAGCAAAGAUUUUUUUACUUUGAAAUUGACUUUCGUCAA